GUGCUUGGCGUCUUGAGGGGCCGACUAGUCAUUGGCUUUCAUCCCCGUUUGGAGGCUGUCAACGUGUUUGCAAACCAGACCAAGUUGAAGCCUCUCAAGGACAACAAAUGGCUAGAGCAGGACUGCAGAGCAGGCAGAGCAUUGCGCAUUUUGCAUGUGAUUUAUAUGGAGUGUUUCUUGAUCUCAUCAAAAUGUUGA
Durusdinium trenchii is the source of this 198-nucleotide messenger RNA. The record is from the annotation of a GenBank genome assembly. Lineage: Eukaryota; Dinophyceae; Suessiales; Symbiodiniaceae.